ACCCACGAAACUCCGACACAACUCUCUCUUUCGGUCUCUCUCUCUCUCAGAGUCAUCAACAGAGACCCACCAUGGCACACUGGCCAGAUAUCGGGUCAAAGAUUAGCUGAUAGGCAAAGAGACUGUCCAGUUUGUUGGUGGUGAAGAAGUUUAGGAUAGCGAUAAGCGGGUCGGGGUUGGCGUCGGUGUCGGUUAUUAUUAUCUUCGAUGGCAGAGUUGGUUGGGCCGAGGUUGUACAGUUGCUGUAAUUGCCGAAAUCAUGUAGCCCUUCACGAUGAUGUCAUUUCUAAAUCUUUUCAGGGGAGAAAUGGUCGAGCUUUUCUGUUCUCCCACGCGAUGAACAUUACAGUGGGACCCAAAGAGGACAGGCAGCUCACGACAGGUCUCCACACCGUAGCUGAUAUCUACUGCUGUGAUUGCCGUGAGGUGCUUGGUUGGAAGUAUGAGCGAGCCUACGAGGAAACACAAAAGUACAAGGAAGGGAAGUUCAUACUUGAGAAGUCAAAAAUAGUCAAGGAAAACUGGUAGUACCCACGAAUUUUUGGGUUUAAUUAUCCUUAUGCAAGUUUAAGUGUAUUGAUGCUUCUAUGUGUUUAUCUUGUCCAAAGAAAUCUCAUCAAUUGGAAAUAUUCAAUCAUUGUUCCUUGCUGUGCAUUCUUCUCGUGUUUUCUCUGUAAAAUGUAUUGGAGAUUAUUGAUUUGUUAAUAAAUUGUGAAUAGUUCUCUCCCUCA
Messenger RNA from Alnus glutinosa, 731 nucleotides. RefSeq names its product protein yippee-like At4g27745. NCBI's taxonomy places the organism in Eukaryota, Viridiplantae, Streptophyta, Magnoliopsida, Fagales, Betulaceae. The transcript is spliced from 4 exons. The record is from RefSeq and is a predicted model, not a curated record. The coding region runs from base 208 to 528 and encodes 106 amino acids.